AUGACAUUCAAUUCAUUUUAUAAUUGGAAUUAUCAACAAAUCUUGGUGGAUGAAGCGAGACGUCCAAGAGCAGUUACAAUAAACGAGCGAGAUCCUGAGAUUGCUUUGAAAAAAAUUACUGCAUGGUUAACUCUACAUUACCCUGGACUUCAUGUUAAUCAUGUAGAAUUGACCAAACCUGACCAACGAGUAUAUGCUCGAGCCAAUUUUCGUACAGCUUUGAAUCAACAAAAAGUUGUUCUUUUCGAUGUAACUGCUGCAGCAAACGGCUUUAUGAAUACAAAUAUACGGAUGUUUUCACCUGGAACAGUUGUCCGUAUAUGGCCAGGAACAAGAACAACACCUACGCGACAUGAAAUUCUUAUAUAA
This is a messenger RNA of Adineta steineri, 369 nucleotides long. NCBI's taxonomy places the organism in Eukaryota, Metazoa, Rotifera, Eurotatoria, Adinetida, Adinetidae. The record is from the annotation of a GenBank genome assembly.